UAUUCCAGCUGGGAAAAGUUUGCAGAAGUUUCCUGAGGUUCGGGCUGCAGGAAUGUCGGAACCGGACAGCAGCGCGCAUGCGCCUGGAGCGCCGGCGGAGAAGCUGCAGAUUCCGAACGGAGGAAAAGCUGCAAGUAAAGAGGACUUUGAUCUUGCUGCCGUCUACGUCUCUGAUGCUCAGUUCAACAGGAACAUCUACUUUGACACAUCGCCCCAGGCCGUCAGGCUCUAUCUUCUCUACAACCACUGGAUCUUCAAGCUGCUUCUCUACGUUUUCAUCCUGGUCAACUUGUUCCUGGCUGUUUUUGAGGAGCCGGCCGUGCUGCCGUUACCGACCUGGGCCACCAUGCUGGUAGAACUGCUCUGCCUCGUCGUCUUCUCCGUCAGACUCGUCCACUACGCUCUGGUGAUUCCUAGAGAAAAGUUCUGGAAGGAUCCCAAGAACAUCUGCAUCAUCGUCAUCCUGGCGCUCACCCUGGUGGACAUGAUCGUGUACGGAGCGCUGAAAGCGGCCGACUGCUACAGCAUCCGCUUGUCCCGGGUCCUGCGUCCUCUACUGCUGGUCAACGUGACGGAGGGACGGCAGCUCCGCCGAGCGUUCAGGAGCAUCCGGAACGCCGUGCCCCAGAUCUUCUACGUCUUCCUGCUCUUCAUGUUCAGCCUCCUCAUCUUCUCCCUGAUGGCCCUGAAGCUGUUCGGCAGCCGAAAGCUGAAGACGAUCAACGGAGCUCCGUACUUCACCAAGUACCUGGACAUCGUGUUUGAGCUGUACGUGCUCGUCACCACGGCCAACAGCCCCGACGUCAUGAUGCCGGCGUACAACGCCAACUCAGUGUUCGCCAUCUUCUUCAUCCUGUACAUCCUCAUCAACACCUACAUCUUCAUGUCGGUGUUCCUGGCGGUCGUUUACAACAACUACAAGAAGCACCUGAAGGAGGAGGUUCGUCAGCUGGUCCGGGCCAAGCGGCACAAGAUGGUGCGAGCGUUCUCCGUCCUGCAGGAGCGUCGUGACGACGCCGGCACCAGCGAUGUUGGCGAGCCAGCCGUGAGCCAGGACAGCUGGAACCGGCUGGUCCGGCUGGUGCAGCCCGACAUCAGCAACGGCCACCGGGAGCUGCUGUGGAGGGUUAGCGACUCCAGCAGCCGCGGAGCCAUCGGUAAGGCGGCGUUCGUCCAGCUGGCCGACCUCCUGAACAUCGAGGUGAUCACGCUCAAGUGUCGGCCUCAUCCGUUCAGCCGCUGGUUCCCGGCCGUGUACCGGUCGGCGCCGAGCCGGCUGGUCUGCAGGAUGGUGCAGCACCGGGGCUUCGUCAUCACGUACGACCUGAUCAUCCUGGUGAACGCCGUGUUCAUCGGGCUGGACGAGGGCAGCGCUCUCAUCGCCCACUCGGAGUGGGUUUUCCUGGCGCUGUACGUGCUGGAGCUGCUGCUGAAGCUGUACGUGUUCGAGCCCAAGGCCUUCUUCUCCCGCCGCCACCGCUUCUGGAACUGGUUUGACACCAUCAUCGUGGUCUCCGCCCUCAUCGCCACCAUCAUCAACACGGCCCUGAAGUCCUCGGCGGGAUACACCAGCCGGCAGAUCCUGGACAUCGUCUUCAUCCUGCGAGUCCUCAGACUGAUCCGGGUGGUGGACAGCAUCAACAAGUUUCGCGCCAUCAUCAACACGCUGGUCCGGAUCGGCCCGGCCAUCCUCACGUUUGGACAGCUCAUCGUUGUGAUUUACUACAUCUUUGCCAUGGUGGGGAUGGAGCUGUUCAAGAACAAGAUCCAGUUCUUCUCCGACCCCAACGACCCCAGCAGGGUUUUCUGCGGGAACCCUCUGUUGAACCGGACGGACUUCGCGAAGCUCGACUACUGCAAGAACAACUUCAACAACGUGGCGUCGUCCUUCAUCCUGCUGGUGGAGCUGACGGUGGUCAACCAGUGGCACGUGCUCAGCAGCGGCUUCGCCGCCGUCACCCACGUGUCGGCCCGGAUCUUCUUCGUCCUCUUCCACAUCGUGGUCGUCAUCGUCAUCAUCAACAUCUUUGUGGCGUUCGUCCUGGAAGCGUUCUUCGUGGAAUACUCGGUGGACAAGAGCGACCUGCAGACGUCUCUGGAGAAGAAGAUCAAGGAGCUGGAGCUCGCCGUGGCGCAGGAGAAGAUGGAGUAUAACCUGGUGAACGCCAUGGAAACCAUGGACAACGACCUCGGCGCGGGAACCGGCCCCCCGGCAGAAAACCUGCCCACCCUCAUGUUUAAAAUCGCCUCCAAAAGAUACAAGACCGUGGACGCCUUGCUGCAGCGGAUGUUCGAGGCCGAUCUGGACCCCGAGGACUUUGCGGAGAACGACGACCCUGAAGCUCCGGGAGCCGAAAGCUUCGCCAACCCUUCGUUCAGCCAGGCCUAGGCGGAAACUCGGCCUAGGCAGAAACU
Cololabis saira (Pacific saury) is the source of this 2415-nucleotide messenger RNA. It is a transcript of the gene tpcn3, whose product is annotated as two pore segment channel 3. Gene Ontology annotation, cellular component: membrane. The coding region runs from base 53 to 2389 and encodes 778 amino acids. Gene Ontology annotation, biological process: transmembrane transport; monoatomic ion transport. The record is from RefSeq and is a predicted model, not a curated record. Gene Ontology annotation, molecular function: monoatomic ion channel activity. The transcript has 19 exons. NCBI's taxonomy places the organism in Eukaryota, Metazoa, Chordata, Actinopteri, Beloniformes, Belonidae.